Molecule: messenger RNA, 1358 nt
Organism: Purpureocillium takamizusanense
Lineage: Eukaryota; Fungi; Ascomycota; Sordariomycetes; Hypocreales; Ophiocordycipitaceae
Gene: TMA16
Product: translation machinery-associated protein 16
Exons: 3
Coding region: 372-968 (198 amino acids)
Cellular component (GO): nucleus
Source: RefSeq, a predicted model, not a curated record
CGCGCGCAUGGUGCUGCCUUCACUUCACCCGUGAUGUGCAUUGGCGGCCCUGGCUAUCGGACGAGAGCCUCCCUGUUUACUUUAACGGGGCGCUUCUGAGGCUGUGACGCCGCUUGUGCUCCAGCCUGUUCCGUCAUGUGCAGCAGGCUUUCUCUCCACAGACAGAACGGCGACAGCCCGGCCGAUGAAGUGGGCUGGGCCGGCUUUCAACCGCUGGCGGCUCCGCCGCCUCAGGGUCCAUUGCUGGUGGGGCCCUGAAACCAAGAAAAAGUUGACGGCCGCUCCCCGAAAGAUCCACUGCGUCGGCCAUUAUUGAAGAAGAUCGAUCCUCGAUUCUUGAAUCUCGUCAUCGCAUCACAUCAACUGCCGUCAUGCCUUCAUCGCUCUCAAAGACCCGGAAGCAGAUCGCUAAGAAGCGCAACGGUGAGGUCAACGCUCUGCAUGAAAAGUCGCGAGACUCACUGCGCCUGCACAAGGCUGGUGUGAGGGACUUGAGGCUGCAGAAGCUGGCCGAGGCGAGGAGUAAAAAGGAACAGCCCAUCGGUGUGUUUGGCCCAUCUCAAGGCCAGUCAGUCACUAACACUGACGCUCUGACAGUUGACCGCGUGGCAUUCUUCCAGGAGAGGCUCAAAGGAAGGGACGACAGCCCUGUCGACGUCGCUACGGCACAGCAGUUUGUGGAAGAAUUCAUCCGCCAGUAUGAUGAGGAGUACGACUCCUUGAAAAAGACGCGAAGGCCAGGGCGGCCUGGCAGCGCUAGGGAGGACUUGCUCAAGAUGAAGAUUGCUGCCCUAAGAACAGAGUUCAAAAACGGUUUCGUUAUUCCGGAUAUCAUCAAAGAGGAAAAUGCGAAGCUACUAGUCCAGUGGGAGGGCUCGUGGGCGAGACUGACAACACUUCCAUGGAUCAAGAUGUCGAGCGCGGGCAGCGUGCGGCAAGCUGACUUUCCGAACAAGGGCAUCAACUAGGGCGGAUACUGCAAAGCAAAGAAAUGGCUCCAUAAACCACAAUUGUUUCUGCGGAUAAUACGAUCCAGUCGCCGCAGUACAUGCGAGAUCUCGAAACACUCAUGGGCGACUAGGUCACCUCAUCACACACUUUAGCGAGGUGACUUUACCGAAACCACGCAGGCUAGAGAAAGGCACAACAUUACCACCUCUCUAGCCCUUCAUGCGUUCACGCUGGCCUCUGUCAUGGCGUUACCUUAGAUGACGAUAGAGCGAGCUGGCACACGCUGAGCGGAGCGCUGAGGCUCGGGCAGGGGCGGGAGGACGGCAAAGCGGAGCGCACCGGCUAGCUGAGGUGGCAUCAUGACUCAGGCGCAAUUUUACGACAGAAAUGAAUGAACCAAACCUGUU